CCAGUACUGGGCAUACCUGGGGGUGCAUAACCUUCAGCGGCCAGAUAGCUGUGAGCAGAGAAGGACGGCAACCAUCUCCAUCCCCCACCCAGGCUUCAACGGUAGCCUCCCCAACAAGGACCAUCGAAAUGACAUCAUGCUGGUGAAGCUGAAAGCCCCUGUGAUGCUGACUAGGGCGGUGAAGCCCUUACCCCUGCCUGAACACUGCGUCACUCCUGGCACCCGAUGCCUGAUCUCCGGCUGGGGGACCACCACUAGCCCCCAGUUGACUCUCCCCCAUACCCUUCGAUGUGCCAACAUAACCAUCAUCGAUCAUAGGGAGUGUGAAGGGGCCUAUCCUGGGAAUAUCACAGAUACCAUGGUGUGUGCCAGUGUCAAGGAGGCGGGCAAGGACUCCUGCCAGGGUGAUUCAGGAGGUCCUUUGGUGUGCAAUGGAACACUUCAGGGCAUCAUUUCCUGGGGCCAAGACCCCUGUGCUGUCAGCCGGAAGCCAGGUGUCUACACUAAGGUCUGCAAAUAUGUGGAUUGGAUCCGGGAAACCAUCAAGGGCAAUUAACCCUGACUGAAGAACAUUUCCGUCCACCUCCUUCUCGCAUGCCUCCCCUUCUUGUCUAUUUCAUUCACAAUAAAUAGCCCUGGAAAGUC
Molecule: messenger RNA, 645 nt
Organism: Trichosurus vulpecula (common brushtail)
Lineage: Eukaryota; Metazoa; Chordata; Mammalia; Diprotodontia; Phalangeridae
Gene: KLK11
Product: kallikrein related peptidase 11
Biological process (GO): proteolysis
Molecular function (GO): serine-type endopeptidase activity
Source: RefSeq, a predicted model, not a curated record